AUGUGUUUUGUCCACCCUCAAACCAAACUGUCUGCCUUCAGCAAAACAGCCUCAGGCAGACAGUUAGGUUCUUGGAAACAUUCCUAUGACAUGAGACUGGGCCUGGUCUUUAACCAUGACUCUGUCCUGAGUAGUGACCUGUCCAUCAGUAAGGCCGUGUACACCGCUCUACAGACCCUGGGGAAUAACCACGCCAAAAGUCUCAUCACCAAACUCAUCAAGGAGGAAAAUGUCGCUGACCUCAAAUUUGGAGUCAAGAAAAUACAAGAUCUGGAAGUCCAUGGAAUGGAUAUGGAUGCCUAUAUGAAGGCUCUAGAGAAACAAACCACAGACUUCCUGAACCAUCAUAGCAUCUUUGUCAGAACAGUUCUUGGCUGGGGGGAAAGUGAUAGAGGACUCAUUGCAAAUGGAAAGGUGUGUGGACCUUUAGAUGAAGCCGAGAGUUUUACCUCAGAGGAUGUGGACUUGCUGACUAAAGUGGAAUAUCAGAAUGUGGCUAGGAGUAUCAAGACUCAGAUGAUGCUGAUGAAAAUUGAUGGCAACAGAGGAAGUGAACUUAUCAUGAAAAUUUCCUCACUGCUUUCAUCUAAAACCUCCAACACAGAGAGAAAGGACUUAUCUGGCCUGAGGGAUCAGCAUAGUGCAGUAAAGCUACCUGCCAAUCCAGACUCACCGGCUUAUCAAAUUGAGGCUGUCCUUGACCCUGUGUCACAGGAAGCUCAAAAGAUUACACCUAUGAUCAAGGUGCUGAGAGAAGUGGCUAAUGUUGAUGUGAAAAUUUACAUGAACUGUAGAGAUAAAAUUUCUGAGAUGCCUGUAAAAACUUACUAUCGUUAUGUACUGGAACCAGACUUGGCCUUUAAGCCUGAUGGAAGUUUGACCUCUGGUCCAGUGGCCAAAUUCACAGAUCUCCCCCAGAAAUCAAUUCUGACCAUGGGGGUCAACCCCCCAGAGAGCUGGCUGGUGGAGUCGGUAAAAGCUGCCCAUGAUCUGGACAAUUUGUUACUAGAGGAGGUUGAGAGUGGCGUUACUGCAGAAUUUGCUCUCGAAUAUAUCUUGAUAGAAGGUCACUGUUCGGACACCACCUCAGGACAGCCUCCCAGGGGAUUACAGUUUACUCUGGGCACCAAUGCCUCCAAUCCUCUAGUGGACACCAUAGUUAUGGCUAAUCUGGGUUACUUUCAACUCAAGGCCAAUCCAGGGGUUUGGUUUCUGCAGCUUAGAGAGGGGAGGUCCAAAGACAUCUACAACAUAGUAGGACAUGAAAUGACAGAUACACCUGCAGGUUCUGAUGAUGUGGUUGUUGCUAUAAAUAGCUUCAAGAGUAAAAUUAUUCGCGUCAAGGUUGAGAAGAAGAAGGAUAAAAUAAUGGAACAGUUGUUGAAGGAUGAAGAUGAUGACAAAAGUAUCUGGGACUCUAUAUCUAGUUCAUUCAAACCAAAAGAAGAAACUGAAGGAAAAGUUUUAAAUAUUUUCUCCCUGGCCUCUGGUCACAUGUAUGAGAGACUUAUGAGAAUUAUGAUGUUGAGUGUCUUAAAACACACAAAAUCCCAAGUGAAGUUUUGGUUUUUGAAAAAUUACCUGUCACCUUCUUUUAAGGAUUUUAUACCAAAAAUGGCAAAAGAAUAUGGCUUUGAAUAUGAACUGGUUCAGUAUAAAUGGCCAAGAUGGUUAAAUCAGCAAAAAGAAAAGCAAAGAGUUAUGUGGGGAUACAAAAUCUUGUUCUUAGAUGUGUUAUUCCCCUUGGAUGUGAAGAAAAUUAUAUUUGUUGAUGCAGAUCAGGUUGUAAGGACAGAUUUACAAGAAUUAAACGACCUUGACCUUGAGGGUGCCCCCUAUGGCUACACACCUUUCUGUUCCAGCAGGAGGGAAAUGGAUGGAUUCAGAUUCUGGAGAUCAGGAUAUUGGGCCAGUCAUUUAGCUGGAAGAGAAUAUCACAUUAGUGCCUUAUAUGUAGUGGAUCUUAAGAAGUUUCGUCGUAUAGCCGCUGGGGAUCGUCUCAGAGGUCAAUAUCAGGGACUUUCUCAAGAUCCAAACAGUCUGUCAAACUUAGACCAGGAUCUGCCUAACAACAUGAUCCACCAGGUGGCGAUAAAAUCACUGCCUCAAGACUGGUUGUGGUGCGAAACAUGGUGUAGUGAUGAGUCAAAGAAGACGGCCAAAACUAUAGACCUGUGCAAUAACCCUCUGACAAAAGAACCAAAGUUAAAAGCAGCAUUGCGUAUAUUACCAGAGUGGAAAGAAUACGACUAUGAAGUCAAAGUUUUGUGGGAUAAAGUGUAUAAGACAAACACACGAAAGCAAGUAGAGUACGAACCACCAAAUAUAGACGAAAAGAAAAUAGGUUCUAAAUUACAUUUACAUGAUGAAUUAUAACAUUGGUACAGCAUUAGUGAUCUUAAUUCCUCGUUACUACACAGAUCACAUCAGGACCAAACUUGACGAGAUAUUGAAGCAGCAGCAGUCCUCAUAAUCAUAUAAUUAGGCAUGUCUUGGAUAAAAAAAAUUAAAUCAUGCAUUUAAAGUUAACUUUAUCAUUACGAAAAGCCAAUAAGUAUACUAUAAAUUAUUUUAUUUAUGCGAUAAGGAAUUUAAGGUUCAUUUACCCUCUGAUAAGAGAGAUAACUCUUAGUGGAAAUAAUGACUAUUAUUCCCAUUAAAAAUUGCCAAGUUUAUACAUGUAAGAGGGCAAUUUCUAUUAAAAUUAGCACCACAAUGUAUGCAGAAAUUGUCAUCAUUUCAAUUGUAAUUGAAACUUUUUUUUGUGAAAAUUAUUUUCAUUCAAACAAAUUUUGUUUAAAUGAACAUAGGGAUGAUGAACUUUUUUUAGGGCUGAGCAAUGUCAUAUUGUCUCAUUGGGAAUAUUGUAUAAAUGGGUUCGUGUUUGUGAUGUGACAAUUCCAUUUUGCAAAUGUUUAAGAGAAUUUAAAAAAAAAAUGUAUUGAAAGAAUAAAUGAGUGAGUGAAAUUUGUGUGAAAAAUAUUGAGGGAUACAUGUGAAUGAAUUAGUUUGGUGAUUGUAGUGAAAUAUACACCUUCUGUUUUUUUUUCAACAUCUUGUUAUAGAUAUCAGUCGUCAUUAUUUUUUUUAUAGUGCUUCAUCAAAAGGUAUUAUCACUUACAAAAUACAUGUAUGUGAAAAUUGUGGUUUAUGGUAUAAUAAUAAAUAUAUGUUAUGUAUACGGUGCUUUGCAAAAAUUGUGACAGACUUAGUUGUUCAAACACACACUUUCAUUUUUGUUGGGACACAGUGGAGUUACUUAUUAAAUAAGAGGUAACUUGUUUUCCCCUGUUUUGCAUACUUUUAAAAAAGGAAUAAUGCAAGUUUACAGUCUAUAUGUGUGUGUUAAUUAUAGUGUAUAAUUUUCCAGAAACAGUGAAACUUGUCUGAUCCUGAUGUUGUAUGUUCUGAAAUCUUGCCUAGUACAAUUAAUUUAAACUUAAAGUUCCUUUCUAUAAAUUUGGUUGUUUAAAAUGUUGCCAAAAUGGGAAUAUAGUCUACAUGGAAUCUGACUGAUUUCUUUGCAAGCAGUUAGGAUUAGACAAUUUUAACUAUGUUUUUAAAUACAAAUAAUACAUUUUGAAGUGUAAUAAUUGAUAUGAUGUAUUUGAAACACUGAAGAAAUUUGAAACCACUUUGCCAAAUACUUCGUCAAAUUAUUCUGAAAUGAAAGAUUGCUUUGGGCAUUUUUCAUUUGGUUAUACUUUAAAAAAGAAUUGCCCAUGUUUCAUAUCAUGAUGACAAUUCAGGUAUAUUUACAUUGGAGCAAACUUAUGUGAUGAGUACUUUAAUAAUUAUCAAAGAAUGGAUUUAGAGUAGUCAGUACUUAGAUAGUUAAUGCCAUAAUGAUUGAAAGAUUUCAGUGGCUGAAAGUUUGAUUUUAUCCAUUCCUCUCAUUAACCCAAACUGUCAAUAGAAAAAAAGAAUCAUUUUUUUUCUCUUUUUAACUAAAAACAAAAUUUUUCAUUUAACAUUUGUAUUUAAAAUUUUAUGAUUUCGUUUCCUUGAACAUUUCCAUUUUAGGACAUUUUCUACUAUAUCGUAUGGUCUUUGUUCUGCAUCUUGUUGCAAUCCCAAGCACUCAGUUGUGUAUGUUUGAGUUUGUUUAAUCAUGUUUUGUCUGUGACAAUGUGUAAAGACUGGAUCUUCUGUGAUGACAGUUAAUAAAUAUUAUUUUGUAAAUUAAACUAAAGGAUUUUGA
Molecule: messenger RNA, 4201 nt
Organism: Saccostrea cuccullata (small rock oyster)
Lineage: Eukaryota; Metazoa; Mollusca; Bivalvia; Ostreida; Ostreidae
Product: UDP-glucose:glycoprotein glucosyltransferase 1-like
Exons: 22
Coding region: 1-2376 (791 amino acids)
Cellular component (GO): endoplasmic reticulum
Molecular function (GO): UDP-glucose:glycoprotein glucosyltransferase activity
Source: RefSeq, a predicted model, not a curated record